AAAGUAUCUUCGUCGUCUUUUCCUUUCUGCUCAACGUCCACCUCCACCAGUGAAUGGAAUCUCCCAUCCACAUCAUCCUCAAUGAGCCCAACGGCCAGCGCAGCGACGCUUCUCCAACCAGCACAGAGCAGUCAGAGCACGAGCACGACGAGGACGAUAUAUUCGGGAACAAGUACAACGCCCUUGCUCGGGACGAUGCUCAUGCUCGACGACGUCUGCUGGGUGGUGAGGAGGUGAGGCGCAUUGUGAGGGCCAGCAACUGGAGCGUUAUCAGGCGUAUCUUGCUUGAGACCUGCCCUACCCUCCUCUUCACUACUAUUGGCAUGGUAUUCGCCGGUGAGCUGCUCGAGCAGAUAGCGGGAUGGAAGGCAUUCCGCACCGUCGACGAGUUGCUCAUCCUCGUUCCCAUCCUCAUCAACCUCAAGGGAAACAUCGAGAUGAACCUCUCUGCUCGACUGUCGACAUCGGCAAACAUAGGCGCACUCGACACCGCAAAGGCCAGGCGUGCACUUGUAGUUGGCAACUUGUGGCUCCUGCAAGUCCAGGCACUCGCUGUCAGCGCCGUCGCAGCCGCCGUCAGCUUCGCACUGGGUGCAGUGGGGAAGAGCAAAAGGAAAGUGAAUAAGAUGCUGAGUCGGUCCGGUUUCCUCGAGUUCACCACCGUCCUCUCUUGCGCACUCAGCGCCGCCUCCCUCAGCGCCGUCAUCCUUGGAUCCUUCAUGUGCGCCCUGGUCCUGCUCUGCCGUCGCUGGCAGCUCGACCCAGACAACAUCACCUCGCCCCUCGCCGCUUGUCUAGGAGACCUGCUCACCCUCUCCCUUCUGGCGCUACUUGCCAGCGUCCUACUACCCAUCGUGCGUACUCCCCUCCCAGCCCUAUUCUCCAGCGCAUUCCUGCUCGUCGCCUUCCUGGCCUUCCUCCGCACGCGCAAAAACCCCGACGUCCGCGCACUCCUCUCCGACGGCUGGUCAGCACUCUUCGCCGCUAUGCUCAUCUCCGCAUGUGCGGGCAUGCUCCUGGACUGGUUUGUGAGAGACUACGAAGGCUUCGGUAUGAUGGCGAUCGUCAUUGGCGGACUGCCAGGCUCGGUAGGCUCGGUAUUCGUCAGCAGGCUAUCGACAGCCCUGCAUUCCGCAGCGGAGGAAGCAGCUGCCUCUGACCCCGAGUCGACAGAAGAUGGCAGCAGCAGCGGGGUCUACCUCAAGCUGGAAGGCAAGACCGAGCGAGCGAGAGAACGGCCGGUCGUCGUGGGCCUUACCCUGCUGGCAGUGAGCUUGCCUGUUGCAUUGCUCUAUCUGGCAUUCGUCUGGGUCAUGGGGUGGAUGUCGCUCCCUCCCAUAUUUGUCCUAUUCUUCGUUCUGGGCUUCAUCAUCACCACCGCCCUCUCCCUCCUGGCGGCAUACGCCCUCACCCACCUCUUCUGGCGUUUCUCGCUCGAUCCUGACACGUACUGCCUCCCCUUGCAGAGUAGCCUCGUCGACCUCAUCGGGCCUGCUAUUCUCGUGCUGUGCUACGAGAUGGCGGAGGAUGCGGGUGCGCAGGUGAUUGGUCGACACCAGUAGUGGAGCGGGUUCUGUGGUUGUUUCCUUUCCUUUUCGUCGUAGUGAAGUGGGAUGAGCCUCUAUAUGCA
Molecule: messenger RNA, 1630 nt
Organism: Dacryopinax primogenitus
Lineage: Eukaryota; Fungi; Basidiomycota; Dacrymycetes; Dacrymycetales; Dacrymycetaceae
Product: MgtE-domain-containing protein
Exons: 4
Coding region: 54-1562 (502 amino acids)
Biological process (GO): monoatomic cation transport
Cellular component (GO): plasma membrane
Molecular function (GO): monoatomic cation transmembrane transporter activity
Source: RefSeq, a predicted model, not a curated record